Messenger RNA from Pimephales promelas (fathead minnow), 3089 nucleotides. RefSeq names its product solute carrier family 30 member 1a (gene slc30a1a). Gene Ontology annotation, cellular component: Golgi apparatus; membrane; endoplasmic reticulum. Gene Ontology annotation, biological process: detoxification of zinc ion; zinc ion transmembrane transport; intracellular zinc ion homeostasis. NCBI's taxonomy places the organism in Eukaryota, Metazoa, Chordata, Actinopteri, Cypriniformes, Leuciscidae. Gene Ontology annotation, molecular function: calcium channel inhibitor activity; zinc ion transmembrane transporter activity. The record is from RefSeq and is a predicted model, not a curated record.
UGUGGAAAGUUCGCCGGUCCGGGUGCAAAGUUUCAGCCGUCUGCAGACGAGCAACGGAAAACGGACUGUAUAACCGGACCGAACCCGAUCCCCAGUGCUCAUUGCACACGGAGCAACGCAUCGCUUACAGUCUGUCGGUCGGGAACGAGUUCAGUUAUGGGAUAUUAAUCCAAAAGAGGACCGUGUUCGUUUAAAGCUUUGUUUUGUGCUCUGCUCUCGGUGGAAUCAUGGCCUGCGGACAAAACCGGCUUCGCCUGCUGUGCAUGCUGUCGCUAACCUUCGGCUUCUUCAUCGUGGAGGUGGUGGUGAGCCGGAUCACGUCCUCUCUAGCGAUGCUGUCGGACUCCUUCCACAUGCUGUCGGACGUGAUCGCGCUAGUCGUGGCGCUGGUAGCGGUGCGCUUCGCUGAGCAGACCCAGUCCACCAACAAGAACACGUUCGGCUGGAUCCGGGCCGAGGUGAUGGGCGCGCUUGUCAACGCCGUGUUCCUCACCGCGCUGUGCUUCACCAUCAUCCUGGAGGCCAUCGAGCGCUUCACGGAGCCCCAUGAGAUCGAUAGACCCGACGUGGUGAUCGGGGUGGGGGCUGCGGGGCUGCUGGUCAACCUGCUCGGGCUCUGUCUCUUUCACGGCCACGCCGGAGGCGGCGGACACGGACACAGCCACGGGGGACACAAAAAACACAAGAACGGGAAGGUCCGUCGAUGCGAGACGCUGGAGGACAGUCGGUCCACGGGGGAGGAGACCAAUAAUCUGGUCGGGAAUCACAACAACAGCCCGAAUGGCGUUAAUCCGGAGCGUAAAUCGGAGAUGUGUAAUAGCGACAACGUGGAUUUGCAAUUUAACGGCAGCGCUCCGUACGAAGAGCUCGAGAAUGGACACGACUCCGCAUCCCAGCUCAACAUGCGGGGUGUUUUCCUGCACGUCCUGGGAGACGCUCUUGGUUCGGUCAUCGUGGUGAUCAAUGCCAUCAUCUUCAUUUUUGUAUGGACGCCAUGCGAGGAGGGCACUGUCUGCGAGAACCCUUGUGUGGGCCAUUAUUGUGCAGACCACUCGCUCAACAUCAGCAGUGCUGGAACCAACGUAACGUCCACCGCGGGACCCUGCUGGGUGCUCUACCUCGACCCCACGCUCUGCAUCAUUAUGGUCUGUAUCCUCCUCUACACCACGUACCCGUUGCUGAAGGAGUCUGCACUCAUCCUGCUACAGACCGUCCCCAAGCAAAUCGACAUGCAUCAACUCAACUCUCGCCUGCGGGACUUGGACGGCGUGUUGGCGGUGCACGAGCUGCACAUCUGGCAGCUGGCGGGCAGUCGCAUCAUCGCCACCGCGCACAUCAAAUGCCAGGACCCGACGUCCUACAUGGACGUGGCCAAGCGGAUCAAGGACUUCUUCCACAACGAGGGCAUCCACGCCACGACCAUUCAACCGGAAUUCGUAACGAUGAACUCCGAGUCUCGCACGUCGCUUUGCGAGCUCUCCUGUAGAACACAGUGCGCCCCGAAGCUCUGCUGUGGCGCAAUCGACGCCGCGAAACCUCCCGACGGAGUUUUAGAGCCGAAGAAACUGUGCGACUCCAAGACCCCAACGAUACCUAGUGCUUCUGCCACAUCUCUGGAGAUCAUCAGCGAGUCCGUGGAGGACACAAGCAAAGCGGAAUCCGUCGUGAUCAUCACUAGGGAGGUGGAGUCGUCGUUGUGAGCAAACAGCGGGUUAGACAGAGAACAUUCGGUUCUGUUAAGGGUACCAAUGUGUUUUGGAUCAGCUGAAUGAUGUAUACCAUGCUGUGAGAAGAACUGAACCCCAUGACAACACGUGCACCACACAGCCCUCUGAUACACAUAUUGACUAUUUAAAUCGGCUGGAGAGCAAGGCUGGCCUCCUCUGCAUGUGUGUUUACCGCAUCGUCUGAUUGGUGUGUCUGUGCCAAAGCUUGUCUUCGUACAGGACGUCAGACUCUGGUGUCCUUCCUGUGGAGGUAAUGCAACGAUGUUCGGCUGCUGGACCAAGUAGAAAUUUCUGGACCAGUUUUGUUUUUUUCUUUCUUACCCAUCUGUUUUCUGUUUUAUAUUUCACAAAUUCAAACUUUAUAUUGUUUUGUUUUCUUAGUUAACUUUUCAAUUUUGUGAGAGAUGUAAUAAUUUAUGUAUUUAAGUUAUUGGUAAUUAAGUUUUUUUUUAAGAGCCUUUUGUAAGAUUUAGAUUUGGUGAUAUUAGGAGGUAAACAAAAACAAACAAAUGAUCUAUGCUUUAACCGAGAGUAUUUUUAGAUGUUUUUUAAAGAUUGCUGUUGAAUCCUUCACUCUAUUUAGAUGAUCUGAAGAUGUUUCCACUGUACUUCACCAUGCCUAUAUUUCAAACUGCUGUGUAAUAGCACUGAAACUAGUCAGUGUAGGAACUAGACAACCUUCUCUUAUUGUUUUUUUUUAUUAUUAUUAUUAUUAUUUUUAAUAUAUAUACGAGCUGAUGCCUUGUUUGUUGUGCUCUGUCAAUCUAAACACAAGGUGGAAAUGCUGUAAAAAAAUAUGUUUUUGUUGUGGAACUGCGAGAGGAGGACUGAUAUUUUGUUAAUGCUGUCGUAAAACUGAAGGGAAGUCCUCUGAAUUGUGGAAAGCACUCGUUUGGCAAAUGUGCAUGACCAAAUAAAUUGUGGUUAUAGAAACCUUACAGAAACCAAGCAACAUUGUAAACCAAAAGACAAGCGGGUUGCUGUCUGAAAUACAGAGGGAAUAGGCACGUAGGUUUGGGUUGAACAUAUCAUUUGGGAUGCCGCACAAUCUACUCAGUGGCCUUCAUUGGGAGGGAAAAGCAGAAUAUCAACACUUCACAACACUAUUUAAAGUUGCCAUUUUUAGCAUUUGGUAAAAAAAAAUAUGCAAUUUGUGAAAAUGUAUUAGGACUUUAUUAUUAGUUUAGUGACUUUCUAUAAAGUCUGUAGAGGAAAGAUGAGCUCAGUAUAAAAGUGCAGAUGAAGUGUUUGUAUCAAUUAGGAUUUUAAAAGUACCAUGCCAGCUGAAAUGUUUUUUUUAUAUGUAUAUAUUACUGUCAAAUGUGUCAUUGUGAAUUAAACAUGCUUGUUUGGUACGGUUCA